Anthonomus grandis grandis is the source of this 2674-nucleotide messenger RNA. RefSeq names its product peroxidase-like. Gene Ontology annotation, molecular function: heme binding; peroxidase activity. The record is from RefSeq and is a predicted model, not a curated record. Lineage: Eukaryota; Metazoa; Arthropoda; Insecta; Coleoptera; Curculionidae. The coding region runs from base 171 to 2447 and encodes 758 amino acids. Gene Ontology annotation, biological process: response to oxidative stress. The transcript is spliced from 12 exons.
ACUUGGCCGGCUGAUGAAUAGCGUUCAGUUCGCGCUUAUUACUUGCCGCACUAACUUGCUUAGUAUAUUCUUGGAUAUUUUACAAACUGAUGACAGUUUUCAGUGAGUUUUUACGUGACACCUUAAACACGAACGUUAAUUAAUUUAAAGAUUUUCCAAGAUUCGACAUUAUGAAAGUUGAAAGUGCCAAGAUAGCCAUACCGCUCUUGGGGGUGCUUUUGUGGGUGCUCUCGAUACAUGCCGGUAUAUUUUCUGAUGCCGGCACUUUGUAUUUACGUUUACCAUUCCACGGUGGGCCCAUUAAUAAAAAUGCCAUCUCUUCAACGGCCAACAAGCCAGAGGUCCUUAACAUCCUCAACAAAAUCACCGUAGGAGACCUAAACGACACCGUCAAUUUUGCGGAAAAUGUGAUCAGAUUCUUAAAGAGACUGGAAAACAACCUGCUCUGGUCCAACAUAAAAGUGUCCGAUGGUACUCCCUCUCAUGGUAUGCUGAUCUCAUUUGGUCCGGAUAAGGAGGCUUUGGACCGAGGCAAAGAGGCUCUAAUAGCACUUAGGGCCACCAGUCAACUAAUGAACACUUACUGCGGCAAGCUUUCGAAAGCUAGCGGGCACACAAUGUCUUCGCAAGAAUGCUCAAAAUUAUUAUCCCGAUUCAGCUUUCACGGGACCCCAUUGGAGGGCGCCUGUAUCGCACUGGAAUCUCCUUGCGAAAAAGGACAGUAUCAGUCAGAUUAUAGGAGUAUCAAUGGCAGCUGUAAUAAUUUGAACAAAGGGCAUAGAGGAGAAUCUUUUACAGGGUAUUCGAGGCUGCUUUACGCAGAUUAUUCAGAUGGAGUCCACGAGCUGCGUAGAUCCGUAACUAAAAAACCGUUACCCAAUGCCAGAACUAUCGUCAGUUCUCUGAUAAAAACCGACAAUAAGCCUUCCAAGAAAGCCACGUUGGCCUUAUUGCAGUGGUCUCAGUUUUUGGAGCAUGAUUUGUGUAGAUCUGCUACUGCCGUUGCCAUUCACACGGACAGUCCAAUCGAGUGUUGCAGCCAAGAAGGCGACAAUCUAUCGCCCCGAUUCAUGCAUCCCCUCUGCUCCCCCAUAUACGUUUACGACGACAAAAAAUACGCUCAAGAGGGCGUCAGUUGUUUGAGUUUCGUCCGAUCCUUACCGGCCACCCGGGCAGAUUGUAGCUUCGGACCGGCAGAUCAAGUUAACCAGGCUACCCAUUACUUGGACGGCUCGCAAAUCUACGGAUCCACCCACAGAAGAUCCAAACAAUUACGCUCAUUUAACGGUGGCAAACUGGCAACGUCACAGUCCGAAUCGAGAGAAUACCUGCCAUUGUCGAGAGACCCCACCCGCGACUGUCAACUGUUCUCAGCGAAUUCGACGUGUUUCGAGAGCGGAGAUGCGAGGGUCAAUUUUCAACCCCAACUGGCCCUGAUGCACACCAUCUGGUAUCGGGAGCACAACCGUAUCGCCGACGAAUUAUCCAAGUUGAACUCGCACUGGGACGACGAGAAGAUUUUCCAAGAGACCAGACGAAUCGUGAUCGCGGAAAUGCAGAAAAUCACUUACGGAGAGUGGAUGGAGAUGGCGUUGGGUAAAACCGCUCAAGAACACAUCCUGGCUACCAGUUACAACUCGAAAACCGACUCGUCCGUAUCCAACGCUUUCGCCACGUCAGUAAUGCGCUCCCUAAAAUCCCUUUCUGACGGGAUGCCGAAGUUGUACGACGAAGAUCGAACUGUCAACGAGUCGAUUUUCAUGCGCAACUACUUUCAUAAUCCGGGCUUGUUACGUCACCGGGGGGUGUUGGACGCGUUGACGGUGGGAUUGGCCACGCAGCCCAGUCAACAGUUGGACAUUUUUUAUGCGGACGAUUUAAUCAACAAGUUGUAUACCAACGGCAAGUUUGGAUUUGACGUGCUCAGUUUCGACUUGCAAAGAGGAAGGGAUCACGGGCUGCCCAGUUACAUGAAGUUUAGGCAGUUGUGCGGCCUUAAGGCGGCUAACGGGUUCAGCGAUUUUUUGGAUGAUAUGACGGAAGAGGAUGUUCUUGCUUUACAACAAGUGUAUUCGAAUGCCCAAGACGUGGACUUAACAAUAGGCGGUUUAUUGGAGAAACCAAAGGAGCACAGCAUUUUUGGACCGACAUUUUAUUGUAUAGUCGCCGACCAGAUGCUUAGAACUAGACAAGGCGACAGAUAUUUCUAUGAUAACUACGCCCAACCAAAACCUUUCACCAGAAAUCAACUAAAAGAAAUCGAGAAAAUCACGUUGGCCAGAAUACUUUGCGAUAACACCGACAACGUAAAACAUAUGCAAAAACGCGUUUUCGAAAAAGUCAGCACAAGUAAUCCGCUGUUCGAGUGCCAAUCCGAGGCUUCCAUCCCGAAACUGAACCUCAACCACUGGCAAGAAGACGAGUCCAACUCGGUGGUGUCAUUUUAAAAGAAAAAAAACCGAAUCUACAGGGUCCCCCAUAAGACUGAUUAAUUCUUAAUGGCUGUUUAGUUUAUGUAUUUUGUAUAUAAUAAGUAUUGUACGUACCUAAUAUUCAAUGCAACACGAAUAACUUGAGCUAUAUUAGUUCAAGUCAUUGGUUUCUAUUGUACUUAUAUGUUUAUUGUACUUAGUUUAUGACGGUUCUCUGAAUAAUAAAAGAGUUUAUUAACUAA